Molecule: messenger RNA, 513 nt
Organism: Knipowitschia caucasica
Lineage: Eukaryota; Metazoa; Chordata; Actinopteri; Gobiiformes; Gobiidae
Source: the annotation of a GenBank genome assembly
AUGAUAGAAAUGUAUCACAGAUGGAACCCUGAGCAGCUGCAGGAGGAGGACAGUAUGCAGAAAACAGCCAUGGCCUUCAUCCUCCUCUUCCUCAUCACUCUGCUCUUCAGUGUCGCCACCCCGGACAGCCGUCAAGUGAUCUCUGCUCUGAUGAUGCUGUCUGUGGCUCUUCUGCUGCUGCUGGCAGCUGGAUCCUGUGUGAAGAGUGAGACACUGACACAGGUGGCCUCGGUGACUGUGCAGCCAGGGCACACUCUCUCCCUCCCCUGUAACGUCUCCUACUCUUUAGGCAGCUACUUCACUGCAUGGAUCAGACAGCAGGCAGGGAAAGGCCUGGAGUGGAUUGGAAGCAAAUACACCGGAGCAUCCUACUAUAAAGAAAGUCUGAGGAACAAAUUCAGUAUUGAUUUAGACACCUCCAGUAACACAGUGACUCUGAUCGGACAGAACAUGCAGCCUGCAGACUCUGCAGUGUACUACUGCGCAAGAGGCACACAGUCAAACAAAGAAUGA